Molecule: messenger RNA, 471 nt
Organism: Microthlaspi erraticum
Lineage: Eukaryota; Viridiplantae; Streptophyta; Magnoliopsida; Brassicales; Brassicaceae
Source: the annotation of a GenBank genome assembly
AUGGACGAAAUCGAUAGUAUUGGGUCUGCUCGUGUGGAAAACGGUGACAGUGAGGUGCAACGGACUAUGCUUGAGCUUCUAAACCAACUUGACGGAUUCGAAGCGUCUAACAAAAUCAAGGUUUUGAUGGCGACGAACCGUAUUGAUAUUCUGGAUGAAGCUCUUCUCAGGCCUGGAAGGAUUGAUAGGAAGAUCGAAUUCCCUAAUCCUAAUGAAGAUUCACGUUUUGAUAUCUUGAAGAUACACUCGAGGAAAAUGAAUCUGAUGCGUGGAGUUGAUCUGAAAAAGAUUGCAGAGAAGAUGAAUGGUGCUUCGGGUGCUGAGCUCAAGGGUGUGUGCACUGAGGCGGGCAUGUUCGCACUGCGUGAGAGGAGAGUACAUGCGACACAGGAAGACUUUGAGCUGGCGGUGGCCAAGGUUAUGAAGAAAGACUCAGAGAAGAACAUGUCUUUGCGGAAGCUCUGGAAGUAG